AUGGCUGAAAUAUUUUGCCACCAUCAAGAUGACUCACUCUAUGAUGACGACGGCCGCCCAAAACGAACAGGAACCAUGUGGAUGACAAGCUCAUAUAUAAUAACAGCAGUAAUUGGAUCUGGAACUUUAUCCUUAGCAUGGUCCAUAGCACAACUAGGAUGGAGUGGUGGCCUUGUUGUUAUGAUUUUCGGUCUCGUCACCUUGUACACUUCACAUUUUCUUGCCAAUAGUUAUCGUGCCGGAGACCCCAUCACUGGCAAAAGGAACUACACGUACAUGGAUGCGGUUGAAAACAUUCUAGGAGGAAAAAAUUCCAUUUUUUGUGGGAUAAUACAGUAUGCAAAUCUUUACGGAGUUUCAAUAGGAUAUACAAUUGCGGCCGCCAUUAGUAUGAUGACAAUCACAAAGACAAAUUGCAUACAUUCCUCUCAUGCAAAAAAAACAUGCCAUGUUUCUGGUAACCGAUAUAUAAUAUGGUUUGGGGUAAUUCAACUUGGAUUUUCUCAAAUUCCGAAUUUUCAUAAAAUGAGAUGGCUCUCAAUACUUUCGUCAAUGAUGUCCUUCACUUAUUCCUUAAUUGGUCUGGCUCUUGGAAUUGCUCAAGUUUCAGGUUAUAUUUAACUUGUUUUUCUAUUUGAAUUUGCUUAAUACAACUAACACUCUCUAUUGUUGAAUACAAAUCAUUAUAUGCAUUAAUGAAUAAAGGUUUAAUUUGGUGGUAUUUUAUAUUCUAGUCACUAA
This is a messenger RNA of Arachis ipaensis, 741 nucleotides long. Lineage: Eukaryota; Viridiplantae; Streptophyta; Magnoliopsida; Fabales; Fabaceae. The record is from RefSeq and is a predicted model, not a curated record.